ACAGAGUGAAAAUGGCCAUUUGAGUGUAAAUAACUCCACCCUGCUCCAUUUAAACCCUUGAAUGGUUGUUAGAGUUUCAACAUUAGUAGAAAGAGGUGUUGGCUUUAUGUUGUAUCAGCCAGCAAAAGUAUGUAGCUAUCUUGGUGCUACUUUUUUUUUCUUUUUCUUUUAAAGGGGGAAAAAACACUCAUCUUGGCACUAUCUUGAUGCAGCAUAGUAGUGGUUUGUAAGUGUUUGGAUGUCUAUCAAGUUACUGUGUCUAUUUUUUAUUUAAUAGUUGUGUUUAAACAAUGUGUAUCAUGUGUUUAGGGUCAUUUAUCCAGUAAUUGAAUAAAAUGGGUUUUAAUUUAGAGGUUAUUUUACAAUGUGUCAAAGACAAGGGGGAAUUGUAGGCUUUGUGUUCCCUGUGUCGGUGCAAAAUGUAAUGACUGCAAUGCUACAAAAUGGCUGUUACCAUGCCAUAGGCUGUCUUUACAGCUGAGCCACGUUCAUCCUCCAUCUUUGGUUCAGGGAGGACAAAGAACGACAGGGUUGCAGUAAUGAAAAACGCAGUUUGAACUGACUGCAUUAUGAAUUAGGAAUGAUUUACUACCACAUGAGCUGCAGCAGGGGGCGCUGUGCGUCUUUAACGGCAUUUUGCAACACCAACGAAGAAGAAGAACAGCCCUCAUCACUUCCGCAACAACAAUAUGGAUGAGGCGUUGGAAGUUGGAGACAAACUGGACACCGGUGCCGACAAAGUACAGGAGCGCCUCCAGAAGAGGCACCAGGCGAGGAUAGAGGAUGUGGAGCGGAGAAAGGAAGCUAAAGAGAGUCAGUCUGUCGCGGAGGAGAAGGGAGAGUAUUUCUACAGCGCUUUUAACAACGAGCGGGCCGCCGUGGAGGAGCUGCUGUCCGGCUGCUCCGGAGCGGACCGGGCCACCAUGACUCAAAAGCUGGAGGAGGCCACGAGCAGAAUAGGGCAGCUGCAGAAGUUUCUGAACGACAGCGUGUUGUUUCUAACGCAGUACGACCUGAGACAAGCCCAGGCGGCUCUGCAGAAGCUCCAGAGCACCCUGGCUGAGACGAGAGAGGAGGCUCUGCCCAAGAAGAAGUUUGCCUUUAAAGCUCGCACUAAAGCUGCAGACAAGGCCUCUGUGACGCCUGCACCAGAUCCUGAUGCUGACACACCUGCCGGUGUUGGUGGCACCAAGGGGGAUGGAGUGACAGCCUCAGAGCAGUACGGCUUCUCCAACAUGAGCGAUGUGCUUGUGACAAGAACAGCAGAGGAGAUCCAGAAACAAGACGUGCUGUUGACCCACCUGACUAACUGCAAGGUGCGUCUGCUCGGCUCCCCCAGCACGCUGCACCUGAAGCACAUCGACAGCUGUGAGAUCCUGUGCGGGCCAGUGUCCAGCUCAGUGUUCAUCGAUCAUUGUAAAAACAGCACGCUGGCCUUCCCCUGCCAGCAGCUGCGCACCCACAACACCACCGACACACAGGUGUAUCUGCACGUCACCAGCCGAGCCAUCAUAGAGGACUGUCGGGGAGUGAGCUUUGCCCCGUUCUCCUGGUCUUACCCAAGCCUGGAGGAGGACUUUAGUGUGUCUGGCUUAGACAAGAACCGAAACAACUGGAACCAGGUGGAUGACUUCAACUGGCUCGCUGCAGGAACACCUUCCCCCAACUGGGCUGUCAUUCCUGAAGUAGACAGGAAAACCAAUUGGGACACUGAGAAUUGAACUUUUUAUUUUCCAAAAGUAGCAUGUCAGAUUAACAGUUUUCAAUCAGAAUACAUACAUAACAGUGUCCGUGUGAUUUCACAAAGAAUAAUUGGUUUCUUUUAAGCCAACGACUGUCAGUUUAAUUUUUAUGCAGUUUUGAUUGGUAGAUUUCACUCACUGAUUGUGUUUUACUGCUAC
Molecule: messenger RNA, 1901 nt
Organism: Scomber japonicus (chub mackerel)
Lineage: Eukaryota; Metazoa; Chordata; Actinopteri; Scombriformes; Scombridae
Gene: tbcc
Product: tubulin folding cofactor C
Exons: 2
Coding region: 690-1721 (343 amino acids)
Biological process (GO): post-chaperonin tubulin folding pathway; tubulin complex assembly
Cellular component (GO): cytoplasm
Molecular function (GO): tubulin binding
Source: RefSeq, a predicted model, not a curated record